GUGUGUGUCUGUUUUUUCAUCCGAAUCACAUUUUUGAAUCAUCCGAUAUAACGUAUUGCCAAUGUGGUUAUUUGUUGAUGAUGAUAUAACCAUUACCUUUAUUCACUCUGGAAUUUUGUUUGAAUUUUUGCAUUCAAGAAUCAUUCUUUUCUUUUUCAUUGACCGUUUUUUGUGAUUUGAAUUAUAAAGAUUAUAAUAUACAUUCCAUUUAGUCAUUGCAAAUUCCUAUUAUCCAUCGAAUAUCUACAAAAAAAAACAUUCCUCGUCAUCAACAACAUCAAUGCAGGAUAUUUGUAUAAAAAGUUUAUAAAUAACAUGAUGAAAAUUGGACAAAAAUUCAAUAAUUAAAUGAUGCGUCUACAGCAACAGCAUUUCACACCAAGAACAACAACAGUGUCUCAACAACAACCACCACCACUAUCCAAUACAUCACCAUACGUCAAUUCAUCUUCAUCAUUAUUAUUGAAAAAGAAUAAUGUUGUAGAAUUAGAUUCUAGUUAUAGUACGAAUGGAAGCUCAAAAUCAACAAGUUCAACAUCAGCCAUUAUUAUACAACCGAAUGCAGCUAGUAGUAGUACAUCACAGCCUGAUUCAUCUUCUUUGUUUUUAGUGACCGGUAGUGGUGAACAAACGGCUAGAAAAAUUACAUCACAUUCUAAUCAGCAAGAAAAAUUUUCGAAACAUCCAAUGAAUUCAACUGCAAUAUCAACGUUGCAACGUUUUCAACAACAACAACAACAACUAAUUGGUACGCCUACUGGUUCAAAUCGUCGUACCACAAUGUAUAGACUAAGUUCAUUCAAUGAAUCCUCAUCAUCAUCAUCACCACCACCACCACUGCCAACAUUAUCAUCAUCGACAAACAAUGGAGGCGUAACGAAUGAACUUCCAUUAAUGACACCGACAUAUGAAUCGAUUGAUGUGCAUAAUUUAAUCGAUUCUCAUCAUUCAACGUUUCAUGAUCCAACAACAACAUCGGCAACAAUAGCGGCUAGUGCUGCUGUUUAUGUUGAUUCUAGUCAAGGAACAAGCGAUGGUGGCCAUGAAGAAUCGAAUGGUUGUAUGUCGGAUAAUCCAACGGUUACUGUACCAGAUAAUCAUCGUUUAUAUCCUGGAGCCAAUGGUAGUCAACAUCAUUAUUAUAGCCGAACAGCAAGUUCAAUAAUGCCUAUGAGCGGUAUAAUGACACCGUUAGCAUUUACACAUCAUCAUCAUCAUAAUCAUAAUCACCAUUAUCCACUUGCAUCAACCGGAGGCGGUUAUUUGACACGUUCAUCACAUUAUUAUUAUCAUCAUCCGGAUUAUUAUUAUUAUGGAUCACAAACAAAUGCAUCAAAUACAUCACCACCAUUAUUAUAUGGUCGUGAUAUUGAUGGUAGUGGAAGCUCAUCACUCCGUCCAUUAUCAUCAUUCAACAAGGAUGAAGAUUUUGAUAUAUUCAACGCUAUAUUUGCCUUGAUUUCACUUAUGUCACAUUGUUGCUGUUCCGGAUCGACAUUUAUAUUGGCAUAUUUCUUAUGGCGUCAUGAACAGGAUAUGCUAUUAUUUUGGCUAACCAUUUUUGCUACUGUGGUGCCAUCCAUUAUCGUCAAUGUUAUCUCACUGAAAUGGUUAUUGAAUGACAAUCAUCGACAACAACAUGAAAAAUAUCAUCAACAACAGAAUAAUAAUAAUAAUAAUAAUUCGAAUGGAACAACGGCUGAACCAUUUCUAUUACGAAGGCCAGAAAUUGGACCAUGUGGUUGGAUGUUUCGAAUAUUAUUACACAUUAUUUUAUUGGGACCAGUACUAAGAUAUAUCGAACUAUUACGAUAUGGUGUUAAAAGUUGGUCGGAUAAACGUCGUCGUGUUGAUUAUCAACAACAGAAUGGUCAAAAAGAUGGUGGAUGGUCAACAUCAUCAUCUACGGCAUUGCCAUCAUUAUCAACCACAUUGCCUAGACCUCGUUUUCAAUCAUCCAUUGGUCCAGGUGGUUUACCCGAUUUUGAACCAGCACGAAAGUCGGCUAGUCAUGAGAAAUCUUCAUUUAAUCGUAUCGAUUAUUAUCUAUUAACGGUGGCCGAAGAUCGUGACACUUCAUUGCUAAGUUUGUUUCAAUGUUUAAUGCAAUGUACAAUACAAAUGACAUUGCAUCUACAUUCACUUAUUUCACAUUGGUAUUUUGAGCAUCAUCAUCAUCUCAAUAAUUACAAUCACAAUUAUACAGAAUAUGUUCAGAUGACCGUGAUCUUUUUGGCACUGUUUGAAACCUCUUGGUCAAUCAGUUCCUAUCAUCGAGCCUUACGUCGAGCUUCAUAUGAUAAACGUAAUCUAUCAGCCUUUGGUACAAUUAUACAAUCAUUUUGGCAUGGAUUAACAUUGGCAUCCAGAUUACUGGCCAUUUCAUUGUUCCUACAUCAAUUCGGUUAUUGGUUAUUACCGAUUGGAAUCGGUCAUUGGGGCAUAAUGACCAUAUGGAUAAUGCAUCAGGGAACACAUUUCUUUGAUUCAGAACUUGGCCGACCAAAUCCUUGUCAAGAAUACAUGUUCAACAUGCUUAUCGGGUUAAUUUAUUUAUUCAUAUUCAUCAAUCUAAAAGACGAACCAACUCGUUAUAAAUAUUUUGCAUUUUAUACUGUAAUUAUGGUCGAAGAUUUUACAUUUGCUGCACUUUGGUUUUUGCGUAUAGAAACCGAUUAUUUUUGGUCAUUACGUUCAUUGUUGUUUAUUGCCGUACCAAUAUUAUUCAUUGCAAGCAUUCUAGUCAUGCAAUUCUAUUAUUGGUUCGUACAUCCAAAUGGACGUCCAUUGAUUGUCAAUAAAGCAGCUAGAUGUUGUUGAUAUGCAUACAAUCAAAGUUGAUAUGGAAAAAAAUGACAAAUGACACUCCAGUGAGAUACA
Messenger RNA from Dermatophagoides farinae (American house dust mite), 2880 nucleotides. RefSeq lists its product as uncharacterized. The record is from RefSeq and is a predicted model, not a curated record. Lineage: Eukaryota; Metazoa; Arthropoda; Arachnida; Sarcoptiformes; Pyroglyphidae. Gene Ontology annotation, cellular component: membrane.